Dufourea novaeangliae is the source of this 798-nucleotide messenger RNA. RefSeq names its product 39S ribosomal protein L14, mitochondrial (gene mRpL14). The coding region runs from base 325 to 768 and encodes 147 amino acids. Lineage: Eukaryota; Metazoa; Arthropoda; Insecta; Hymenoptera; Halictidae. The transcript is spliced from 3 exons. Gene Ontology annotation, biological process: translation. Gene Ontology annotation, cellular component: mitochondrion; ribosome. The record is from RefSeq and is a predicted model, not a curated record. Gene Ontology annotation, molecular function: structural constituent of ribosome.
UCGAGCGCGGAAUUUUUGUGGGAUUGUUUUUCCGUAUGAGCUACACUUUCAUUUAAAGUUUUGCUUGUACUACAAUUUCGUAUGAGCAUCGAAUGUCUUUCGAGUUUCGGAAUAACACGUAACUGUCUUAUCAUUCUUCCGUAACGCUGUAUCUUCUCCAUGAUUGUAUACACGAGAAACGUGCCGCUUAACAAUAGUUAAGUAGGUUAUGUUCGAACAUUUGUUUUGAAACAUUAGUUCCAUUUAAAUUCGAAAUUGAAAAGGGUUAUAAAAAAUCUCGCAGAACUGCAAGGCAAUUUCGAGCACUUGGGAAACCUCACAGUAAUGUCUGCAGGUAGUGCUAUGUUUAGUAUUUUGCGUAGAAGUUUUACUACGUCGACAGUGUCGAAUCAAAUAAUCAAACUUACACGAUUAAGAGUUGUGGAUAAUAGUGAAAUAGGAAAGCAGGCUAUGCUGGAAGGAAAACCACCGCGUUGUAUUCACAUUUACAAUAAGAAGUCAGUCGGAUAUUUAGGAGAUAAAGUGAUGAUUGCAAUAAAAGGUGAAAAAAGGAAAGCUAUACUGGUUGGCUUGAAACAGCGUCAGAAUACAAAAGUUCCAAAAUUUGAUAGCAAUAAUAUAGUUCUGAUAGAUGACAAUGGAACACCCGUGGGUACCAGAAUUCAUGUUCCGAUUCCACAUAUCCUGCGAACAAUGAUGAAAGAAAAAACUCACAGCAAGGGUGCAGAUUAUACCAAAUUGUUAGCCAUUGCUACGAAAUUUGUUUAAUUAACUACUGUGUUUAGAAUAAACUAUUUG